Molecule: messenger RNA, 1788 nt
Organism: Talaromyces stipitatus ATCC 10500
Lineage: Eukaryota; Fungi; Ascomycota; Eurotiomycetes; Eurotiales; Trichocomaceae
Product: phytanoyl-CoA dioxygenase family protein
Exons: 2
Coding region: 303-1313 (336 amino acids)
Source: RefSeq, a predicted model, not a curated record
GAGACAUGAAGGUUUGGAGGAAGAAGAGGUCGUUGCCAGCUAAAGGAGAGAGAAGUAAACAGAGAAUGGCGGAGUCUGGCUAUGACGUAGUCCAAGACUGACAACACAUCUGUGUCUCUCGACACUCAAGAGAGUUGAGAUAUAUCAUUGCGGUGAUACGAGGAAUUGGUCUCAUGUUCAGGUCUAUGCAACAAGCUAAUACUAACAUGGUGGGGCAGCAAUUCGAUGCUACCAUCGUACACCAACAAUUGAUCGUCAAUAUCUGAAAUCUGUCGACGUUAUUGCACAUUUCUGAUCAAGAUAUGACUGACAAAAGAAAAGCAAACAUGACCGACGCAUCACCAUAUCUAAGCUCCCUCCAACGCGACGGCUUCGUCGUAAUUCCAUCUCUCCUAUCCAGCCCCGAAAUCACCACUCUCCGCGACGCAGCAACAAAAGCCACAACUCUCACAAGAACUGGACAAUGGCCAUAUUUUCGUACAGUCCCUAAACAAUUUCCGCCAUGGCCUAAGGAUGUCCCUCCUGCAUCUGAGGGAGGAAUAUGGGGUGUGCAACAUUUAUUACAUCCGGAUAUGCCUGGUCGUCGGGAGUUUGCAAAAUUCUAUUUUUCGGAAAAGGUGCUUGGGAUAGUUGAGGAGUUGUUGGGGUUGAAGGCGACGAAUAAUAUCCAGAAAGGAUCAGGGGAAGAAGAAGAACCGCUAGUAAUGGAACUUCUCAACCUUCUCGUUGCUCCCGAAACAAGAGAUUUUGAACUCCGAUGGCAUCGUGACGAUAUCCCACCUACAGUCACCCCGGAAGAAGAAUUGCAACUCCUCAAAUCAAAAAGUCCUCAGGGCCGACAGUCACAUGCCCAAUACAAUCUGGCCCUAUGUCCCGACACAUCCUUGAUAGUCAUCCCGGGCUCUCAUCGACGCGUACGAACAGAGACAGAGCGGAAUGCUGACCCAUAUGAAGCCGAAUUACCAGGUCAAUUAACCGUGAGACUUGAACCAGGUGAUGCAGUAUUUUACGAUUCAAAUAUUUUACAUAGAGGUGUAUAUAAACCCAAACCCGAAGGCGGAGAAGAGACCAGACUUACCUUACAUGGAAGUGUUGGUUUGAACCAGACCUCAAUUACAAAAGAUGGAGACACGGAAGCUGCUGCUGAUAAAGCCAAAGUUAGAGCUACUGCUGUCUUGCAGCAUGGUGUGGGCAUAUGGAUUGAUAGAGAUGAUGCGGAUUUGUCGUAUACAAGUGACCGGGCGGAGAGGAUGAGGAGGAAUUUGAUUGCGAUGGGUAGGGGAGAGAAUGUAGGAUUUUCUCUAGAGGGAUAAUAUCUUGAUCCUGAUAUAAUAGCAUAUAUUAAAAAUGUAUAUACAUCUAUCCCUCCCCCGACGAACGAUAUUGAUCUGUAGGAGGCAGAUUCCCAUCAACUCCCAGGACACAAUCAACAUGUACAUACGACACGGAAUCCAUAUUCACCGGAAUCAUUGACGACGCCGAGUCCGGAGAUUGCGAAUCUGACGUGGUCGUAAUCGUGCUCGCUGCCAUGACCGUUCCCCCAUCAUUGCUAUUGUUGCUGUUGCUGUUACUAUAGCUAUAUCUGCUACUCCCACUCCUCAACAAUGACCGAAUAGAGACAAUCGCAUCUUCAGGCGACAAACUAUUCCGCACAAUAUCAAUAAUUGAAGGAACCCAGUAUUCGUCACAGUCGCACACAAUUUUGUAGAUUGUUUCGAGUUGUUCUUGUUUUCCGCGCCAAAAGUCGGGUUGGCGGUGUUGUUGGAGUUGGUGCAUGCCGUAUUGCAG